AUGGCAACCAGCUCUUCCUCCCAAAGGAUUGGAGUAGUCGGAUUUGGACACCUAGGGCAGUACCUUGUGGAGAAGAUCCUCAAAGAUGGACCUGCUCUUGGUUUAACGCUGGCUUUUGUCUGGAACAGAAAUCCUGACAAGCUCAAGGGUUCAGUUCCUGCUGAGCUCAUACUGGAUGAUCUGUCGUCCUUUGCAGACAGGCGGUGUGAUGUGAUCAUAGAGGUGUGCCAUCCUCAGAUAGUGAAAGAAUUUGGGCUCCAUUUUCUGUCUCGGUCUCAUUUCAUGGUGGGCUCCCCUUCUGCCCUCUCUGAUCCGGAUCUGAAUCAGAAUCUGCGUCAGGCUGCUCAGCAGUAUGGAAGGACGCUCUACAUCCCCAGUGGUGCUUUAUGGGGAGGCCAAGACAUCCAGAGAAUGAAUGACAGUGGGAAACUGAAGGCUUUGUUCAUAAGAAUGUCCAAGCAUCCAUCCUGCUUCCGGCUCACAGGAGACGUCCUCAGCGAUUGGACGGAGGGAGAGGGCCGGCGAGUUUUAUUCAGAGGCUCGGUGGCAGAAUUGUGCCCACUUGCGCCAAACAAUGUGAACACCAUGGCAGCAGCAGCACUGGCAGCGGGAACGCUCGGCUUUGCUGGUGUUCAGGGAGAGAUUGUGUCUGAUACAGCGUUAAGUGACUAUCAUGUGGUAGAAGUGGAGGUCGCUGGGCCUGAUGGGUUCUCAGUGCACACAGUCAGGAGGAAUCCAGCCAAAAUUGGGGCUGUAACCGGCAGCGCGACAUACAACUCCUUCUGGAAUAGUUUACUCUUUUGCAAAGGUCACGGGGGCAGAGUUUGCUUGUGCUGAAGCAGGUGAGGACGGAUGGAGGAUUUACCUACAACACAGGAGGAUCGGCUGCAAAAUUCCAGAUAAAUUAGAUGGUUUACCGCAGAUACGCUGCGUGGACGGCGGAUCACUGCAUCGCCAUGUGACUGAGCAUUUAAAACCCACAGACUCUUGGAUGCGUGUUUCAAUAAACUGCAUGUGCACAACGAAAGAAGAGACAUUAUUAUUUGUAAAACACUAACAGGUGUAUGUAUUUAUAUAUAGAUAUAUAUAUUUCAACUUUAUUAUAAGUUCAUCUGGUGCAAGAUUGUAACAAAUGAUACAGCUCUUACAGGGAGUGAUAGUGAGUAAACGCCUGGUAAAACUUUUUUCCUUUUUCCACAUAGUUAAGAUUUCCUCCUUCUGUAGCCCUUUUUUUCUCUAAAGGUCUUCCCCCUGAAAACAUGGUUGCCAUCUUCACACAAAGUCCUGUUUUUUCACACCUCUUUUCCUUUCACAAAUAAAUAAAGGCGAUCUGAGGAUUAACCAUCUCCACACACACACACACACACAAACACACACAUAGUACGAGUAUGAGGUUGUUUACCAGCAAUCAUCACUGUGACACAAUAAGGCGCAGGAACAAAACGAAAAACACACACCUGCUGACACUAUUCUCCAGAUGACAGCAUUGUUUUCUGAUGCUACUUGUUGUUGUGCAUGUGUGUGCUCUGCAUCAUA
Messenger RNA from Stegastes partitus (bicolor damselfish), 1536 nucleotides. RefSeq names its product aspartate dehydrogenase domain containing (gene aspdh). The transcript has 7 exons. The coding region runs from base 1 to 837 and encodes 278 amino acids. Gene Ontology annotation, molecular function: L-aspartate dehydrogenase [NAD(P)+] activity; NADP binding. NCBI's taxonomy places the organism in Eukaryota, Metazoa, Chordata, Actinopteri, Pomacentridae. The record is from RefSeq and is a predicted model, not a curated record. Gene Ontology annotation, biological process: NAD+ biosynthetic process.